Torulaspora globosa is the source of this 4626-nucleotide messenger RNA. It is a transcript of the gene TCB3, whose product is annotated as Tcb3p. NCBI's taxonomy places the organism in Eukaryota, Fungi, Ascomycota, Saccharomycetes, Saccharomycetales, Saccharomycetaceae. Gene Ontology annotation, molecular function: lipid binding. The record is from RefSeq and is a predicted model, not a curated record. Bases 1 to 4626 code for a protein of 1541 amino acids. The transcript has a single exon.
AUGAUGGAUGAAUCUUCGGUCCAUGGCCGUGAGGAUCAGGCCUAUCUGCCAAGACAGGGGAACAUUCACCAGCGGGAUAGCGGAGGUCUCACAGAGGAUGUUAUGAAAGAGUACGGGAAGGAAAAGUUGGAGUCCACUAACGAGAAGGGCGGGUGGUUAUUGAAUGGCCGAAAAGAGAGUAAUGAUAAAAAACAUGAGAAAACAAUGGCGCCUGCAAAGGACACCGUGAUGGCGUCUUUUGUGAGUAAUGGGCCCAGACUGCCGGCACCCAACCUUCAGGGUUCUGUUGGAUCGGUGCCAUUGGAAAAUAUCCGUCCUGAUGACUUCAAGUAUGCGCCUUCACGCAAGCCUAACAAAUACGAUACUUCUAUGACGCAGCCGGGGAAGCUGGAUACUAUCACGGAGGAUAAUAUCAAAGAUGCCAUGAAGAUCGAUGGAACAGAUAGCUUGUUUCCGUGGCUGCAUGUUGCGAAUUUCGCUCCUUCCGGCAGGGGAAGAGCGAAUAUACCGGAUUCUAAGGUCGCGAAGGCCUACAUUUUAGAGACUUUUUACAACGACUGGUACUAUAAUAUAUCACUGAUUGUGGGAACGUGUUUUAUGUCGUGGUUGUUUGCGUACUGUGGAUUUUCGUGGUGGUCUUUGGGUUUCAUCUUCUUCUGUAGCGGAUCUGUGUUCGCAUCAGAGUACAGGAGAUUUACCGAUUCAGCUAGGGAUGACUUGAAAAGGAUUACUGUGGAGGAAACUCUCUUUGAGAAGACGGAAACUACGCUAUGGUUGAACUCUUUUUUGUCUAAGUUUUGGGUUAUUUAUAUGCCAGUACUGUCGCAGCAGGUCAAAGAUGUCGCUAAUCCUACUUUGGCUGGUGCAGCACCAGGAUACGGUAUCGAGGCUUUAUCUUUGGAGGAGUUUACGCUCGGUUCCAAAUCGCCAUCCAUUAAGGGGAUCAAGUCGAAUACCAAAGCUGGUAAGGAUAUCAUUGAGAUGAUCUUAUCAUUCGCUUUCACGCCCAAUGAUAUUUCAGAUAUGACUCAGAGAGAAGCCAAACAAAUGAUCAACCCAAAGAUUACGUUGGGGGUUACCUUGGGUAAAAGUUUUGUGUCAAAGACCCUGCCUGUCAUCGUGGAGGAUAUUAACGUGGCAGGCAAAAUGCGUGUUGUCAUUAAAUUGGGUCAAACUUUUCCCAAUAUUAAAAUCGUUUCUGUUCAACUUUUGGAGCCACCUCUAAUGGAAUUUGCCUUGAAGCCAAUCGGUGGUGAUACUCUGGGGCUUGAUGUGAUGUCAUUUUUGCCAGGAUUGAAAACUUUUGUGAAGACUAUGAUUAAUGCUAAUGUUGGGCCAAUGUUGUAUGCUCCACACCACUUGGAUAUUGAUGUCGAGGAAUUGAUGGCCGAGCAGGCCAAUGAUGCUGUUGGAGUGUUGGCAGUGACUAUUACUUCGGCUCAAGAACUGGACAGUUCAAAUACCAUUACCAAUACUCUUGAUCCCUACAUCUUUUUCAAAGCUGAGAAACCAUCUCCUGGUGCUCAAACCGACUUGUGUACCACGAUCAAAUCAGAUGUGAAAAACCCUGUUUGGAAUGAGACAAAAUAUUUAUUGCUUAACGAUUUGAACCAAAAAUUGACCAUAAGCUGCUUUGAUUUCAAUGACUUGAGGAAAGAUUCCCUGAUCGGUAGUGUUGAGGUUAAUUUACAAGAAAUGCUUCAAAAUCCCGUCAUGAAAGACAUGACAUCGGACUUGAUGCAUGGUCUGCACUCAAAGGGUAAGCUGAACUAUUCCAUGCAUUGGUUUCCUGUCAUUAGAGAGAAUGAUGAAACGGAAGCUAAUAGAGAGAAUGGAGUUCAAUACAAUAAGGGCAAUAAUAAGGACGCCGACGUGGACGAAAAGGAGGAGAAACAGAAGAAAGAUAAGGAACCUAUACUCGAUUCAGCUAAAAACGAGGAAGAAGACGAUCAGGAUGAAGAAACGGAUGCUGGUAUUAUUAAGAUAACAUUACAAAGCAUUAAGCAUCUCACCCAAAGAGGAACUUCUUCGGGCAGAUUAAGUCCUAGCGCUGUCUUGACAGUAGAUGGUAAAGAGGUCAAGAAGUUUAGAACUUUGAAGCGCAUUGACGAGCCAUCGUGGAACGAAACGGUUGAGGUCUUUGUGCCUUCUAGAAGCAAUGGCGAAAUGAGUUUGAAAGUCUUCGACGAGGACCGUAAUAAGGCGCCCAUCUGUACCUUCACUGCUCCGCUGGAAGAAGCUCUAUCUUCAUUAGAACUUGGUCAAGCAAGCGUGAAAGGUGACCCCAGAGGUGACAUUUUUAUGAACCUCGAAUGGAAGCCUGUUCGUAUUACUGGUGCAUUCGCUGCUGGUAAUGCUGUUAAGGAACCUAUUGGUGCGCUGAGAGUGCACGUUAGGGAUGUCAAUGUCGUGGGAGAUUUAGCCGGUAUCGGAGAUAUCGAUCCUUACUUCACGAUCUUGGUCAAUGGGCAUAUCAAUUACAAGUCAAGUCACUUCUCAGAAAACAGUCACCCGAUGUUCAACAAGGUCAUUUACUUGCCGGUUAUCGCAGAUAAUCAGAAUAUUUCUAUCGACGUUUAUGAUUACCAAUCAGUUGGUAAGGACAGAGCGAUAGGUGGAGCGAGGAUCCCAAUAGCCAGCGUUAUGCAAAAAGAUGCCAAAACCGGAAAAUAUAAGGCUAUGGACAAGUCCGACGAGAUCACGAAGCUGUACCUCGAGAACCGUAAAUUAAAAAGACGCGAGGACUACGUAAACGUGUCACUUUCGUUCGUGCCUAUCUCUCCAGUUUAUUCUCCCGAGGAGGCUGCUGUUGUUGUAGAGAAGAAACGAACGCUGGAACAAAGGAAGAAAGAAUUUGAAAAGACCCAGAGCGAGCUUCAAGAGAGGAAGAAGCAGAAGCCUAAUGAUUACGAAGAAGUUGAAAUCUAUGAUCCAUUUGAAGAAGAAGAACACAUGCUCUCAAAGAAGCACAUUUUAUCCUUGGAAGAAUUGUUGAAACGAAAUUCUGGUGUAUUGACAAUGCAGAUUUUCAAAGGACAGUUAUCCAAAUCUCCAGCACACCUUCAGAUUUAUGUUGAUGAAAUCGCAUUCCCGAGGUAUGUUUCACAGAAGAGCAUCAAUGGCCGUUUGAGCGAAGGAAAUGCGAGUGUAUUCAUCCGGGACUUGAAGAACAGCAAAAUUACUUUUAGGCUUUCUCAGAAACGUGUGGCUAAACAGCCAUCAGAUGUCAUUUCUGAAAAGACUGUUGAAACCUAUAAGCUUUUAAAGGAGAGCUAUGGUACAGGCUCUAGGCUCACGUUUAAUGGCUCUAUCAUUGAACUUUCAUGCUUAUACAGUCCAUCUUCGGUUGAAAUUCCGCCAUAUGACACUUGUGCGGACACUGGUUAUCUGAAACUAAAGGUGAUAUCGGCGGACAAUGUAGUUGCAAAGGAUCGUAAUGGUUACUCGGAUCCAUUCUACGAGAUUUACAUCGAUGGAUCCAAAAUCUAUAAGAGCGAGAUAAUCAAAAAGACGCUCUCACCUGUCUGGAAUGACAUCAUCGACAUCCCUGUACCCUCCAGACACCGUAACAAAGUGGAGAUCCAUUUAUUUGACUGGGAUCGUUCCGGUGACAACGAUGACAUGGGAAUGGUUCUACUUGACCUUUCGACAAUUGAACCUGAUGAGGGCUAUAAUUGGGAACUUCCGAUUAGUAUCCAAGGGACAAUUAAGUUACAAGGUACAUUCCAUGCCGAGUACAUCAAACCUGCUGUAAAUGCCAAUGAAAUCAAAAAAUCAGGGUUUGCUUCCAAGACCUUAGGCACCAUUUCUCAGACAGGCAUCGGUUCUGUCAAGACUGGGGCUGUUGGCGUUACAAAUGUUGGUCUUGACGUUGCAACAGGUGGCAUUGACCGAGGAACUCGUCUCUUAAGGAGACCCUUCCAACGUCACGAAGCCUCCAAGAAAAUGAAGAAUUUGACCAAAGAGCAGAAGAACGAACUUGGACAUGGAGAGCGCAGAUCACUAUCGAUCUCUGAGGUAAGAGCUUCCCUGGAGGCAGAUCGCUCCGUUCCAAACAAUGAUUACGCUCCCGUACAGAAUCUUGAUCCAGACACUCAACGGCCUAUUCCGGAUGGCAGCGAACCCGUCGACAGCAUUGAUGGCUCAAACUCAGUCGGUACCGCGAACCACGCCAGAAACCCAUCCACUGUCAGUAGUUUUGCCAGAACCCUGGCACCAAACGGAACAUACAAGGGCACUGUGACGAUCGUGGCCGCUGAACAGCUCAACAAGGCAGUUCAGAUUAAGAUUUCUUUAGCGCAAGGCGGAAGGCUCAAACAGUUGUACAAGACAAAGACUCAGAAAGCGGAUGACAAAGGCGUCGCAAAAUUCGACGAGAAGUGCUCUUUUAAAGCUUCUCCUCAGGCAAACUUGAUCAUUGGAGCCAUCUCGCAUCACAAGCUAACCAAGGACAAGGAGCUUGGUAUGGCACAAAUUGCGCUAAGUGACCCUCAACUGCAGCAACCUGGAGACCAGAUCGCUGUCAAGCUUUCUGAAGGAAGGAUCAUUCUCAGAAUAGACUACGCCACUGAGGCUAACGACGAAGUGCCUCCUGUUCCUUCAAUCCCUCAGCAAUAUCAAUCGUAG